GAUAUAUAUAAUGUGUUUGUGUGUGUGUGUGUGUGUAUGUGUGUGUGUGUGUGUGCUGGCACAUACAUUUAAUGAUAACGUGCUGCACUUUAUCUUUAAUUCUCAUUCCAUUUAGCUAAAAAGACUUUAUUUUUUACAAUUCAUUUUAUAAUUUUACAUAAGAAACUCCGAGAAGAUGGCCUCAUUAGCAAAACAGCCACAGAAGCAACUUACACUAAAGGUAGAGAUUGCAGGUGUGUACUGUCACGCCUGGUUUAAGGAACCUCAUUUUAUUUUGUAAUUUUUUCCUUAUUAGUUCUGUGAGAAUUUCAUAUAGUAUGUUUCAAUCAUAAUCUCACCUUCUCCUUUUCCUCCCAGAUCCAACCCCCUCUUUUCCUGCUCUCUCUCUCUCUCUCUCUCUCUCUCUCUCUCUCUCUCUCUCUCCUUAAAACCCAUCAAAUAUAGUUUCUGUGCCUCAUAUACUCCUAGAUGUAUAGCCCCUUCCUGAAGGAUAAUUAACCCAUCAGGGGCUGUAACCUUAAAGAAAACUGACUCUCCUCCCAGCAGCUAUAGAUUGCCAGGGGUGGGACCUGAUACCCAACUCCCGUCACCAUGCUGAGGUCUGGGCUGGCUUGAGCUUGUGCCGAUCUUGUACAUAUAGAUCUUGUGCAUUCUCAACUGAUGUGAAUCCAUAUGUGCAACUGCCCUGCUAUAUCCAGGCAACAUUAUUUCCUUAUAUCCAUCCUCUGCCUCUGACUCCUACAGUCUUUUAUCCCCGCUUCUGCUAUGACCCUAUAACCCUGGGAGGAGGGGAUAUGAUGUAGAUGUCAUGUUUAGGGCUGAGAAUCCCAGUCUCUUACUCUCUGCACCAUGAACAGUUGUGGGUCUCUGUUAAUUGCCGUCUACUUCUGAAAGAAGCAUCUCUGAUGAGGGCUGAGACGUGCAUCUAUGGGCAUCAUGAUAAGUCACUAGGAACACUUUAAUACUGUGUUCACUUAGUAGAGUAAUAGUAGUAAGCUCUCCCCUGGGGCCUAUGACCUGUCUAGCUACAGGUUCUUAAGAUUGAUAACAGUACCAGGGAAGGGUUUGAACUUGUAGAGCAGGCCUUAAAUCUACACAGAAGGUGGUUGGUUACUCCCAUGACGGUUGAGCCACUACUGGACCAGUGGACAUGCCUUGCCAGGGUUCACAGCUCAAUGAGAUUGGUGAUUCCUUUUCUCUGGUCGCAUGCAUAGAGCAUCCCAGUGUUCUGGAAGUAGGAAUGAAGAGUCCAAGUGAGUACCAACCUGAUGGCCUCCCUGUUCUAUGACUCAGGUGUGUGGCAUAACAAGUGGAAAGCCUGGUGCUGAGAAUGGGUUACCUCUUUUGGAGUUGUUGGCAAGUGAGUUCCCACAGAUGCCCAAACAUGUCCUGUUGCCAGUGGUUGCUCCCUGGAGCCCACUGCCCGGAUGCCAGGCUUUGGAGCUUUGUAGAAGAGCUUGAUAAUGCCUCACCUCAAAAGGCAGAAGUUGUCUGGUAAGCUGAAGAGGCAGACCUACGCAUGAAGACCAUCUUGUUUCUGAUGUGUGCUUUGAUCUGUCCAGACUUCCAUUCCUCACUGACAUCCGUUCACCCAUAAUAGCCUAAGUCAUAUCAAACCUUGCACCAUCUAACCUGCAACAGGAAAAGCCUGUUUCCUGGAUAUAUAACUCUAUUUUUAAAGCUUGUAAAAGUUGCUGUCUUCCCUAUAUAUUUAAUUCUGUUUUAUCUUGUUCUUUUAGCUUUGAGGCCACAGGAAAAUACUGAGUUUCUUUAAGUUCCAAGAUUGCCAGUUGUCGUAUCCUAGGCAGCUCGGGUUCCAGAACCCUGGCUAGGGGUGGCGGGGGAAUGAGGAAAGGAGACACAUGCAUGGAGAACAUGUACUGUGAAGCACACAUGCACAGAUAACAUGUACCAUGAAGCACAUGCACAGGUAACAUACUGUGAAACACACAUGCACAGAUAACAUGUACCAUGAAACACACAUGCACAGGUAACAUGUACCAUGAAACACAUGUACAGAUAACAUGUCCUAUGAAGCACACAUGCACAGAUAACAUACCGUGAAACACACAUGCACAGAUAACAUGUACCAUGAAGCACACAUGCACAGAUAACAUGUCCUGUGAAGCACACAUGUAGAGAUAACAUGUCCUGUGAAGCACACAUGCACAGGUAACAUGUCCUGUAAAACACACAUGCACAGAUAACAUGUACCAUGAAACACAUGCACAGGUAACAGGUACCAUGAAACACACAUGCACAGAUAACAUGUACCAUGAAGCACACAUGCACAGAUAACAUGUACCAUGAAACACACAUGCACAGAUAACAUGUACCAUGAAGCUCACAUGCACAGAUAACAUAUACUGUGAAACACACAUGCACAGGUAACAUGUCUUGUGAAGCUAGGAUCAGCUGGCUCUGUGACCACUGCCACCAUCACAACCCAGAACCUCAGAACGUUUAUUAGCACAGUAGGAGGAGUUAGCUACUCUUAGUCUCUAGUCUCAUCUCUUAGACAUCUGGAGGAGGAAGCUGCAGUGGCUGGUCUUUGCACACACUGAUCAGUUACUCAUAAGUACUCGUAUUCAGGCUCCCGAGGAGAGCUUUGCCAUUCCUCUGGAGCCUGACCCAUAUGGGUAACAGCUUUGCCAAAUUAUGACAAGACAGUUGGCUUUGGAGUUGUUGACAGGCUGUGCCCAUCCGAACACACAUUCACUCACAACCUCCAGUCCCUACAGCCAAUCAUGUGACACCUGCUUUGACUCCUCACUGUCCAACAUCACCGAAUGCACUCAGGACACUUCUAAUUGUUAAAAUUCACUAGGUGACUUUCGGGUCAACAGGUCCGUCCUUCCAGGAGGCUUCUCAACCAGCUCAGCCUGUCUGAGAUCUGCCUUGCCUUGCUCAAAUUCUAAGGCAUGAGCCGUACCCACAACAUAAGAGGAAAAGUCAGAUUGCUCACACGUAAGAUCCUGAUUUCACAAGCUGUUAUUAUCAGGUGAAAAUUGGGUCAUCUAUGUUCUCCCUUGUGUCCUGAUGUGAAAUCGUUAUGAUUUCCAGAUCAUUGCUUAUUAAAGUAAAGAACAUUUGUAUACAGGUGGUUAUUAAGAGUAUACAUUUUAUAGUUGCACAGGUCACUAGAAUAUUCGCUGACUCACAAAGAGUUCAGUGAGUAGGGGAACUUGGCCCUGCACAUGCUAGGUUAAGUGCGCUUCCACUGAGCUAUCUUCCUAGCCAGCAUUCAGUGUAUGGUGAAAGCCAGUUUGAGUUCAGUCCUGAGGUCCUACCACUGUCCUUCCUCUGAUGUUACCUUUAUUUCAGAAAAGAUUUAUAUCAUGUUUGUCUCAUAAAGACAGUAAUACAGGGUCUUUGUUGGUGUUUCUAUUGCCAUGACCAAAAGCAGUGUGGGAAGAAAAGGGCUUAUUUCAGUACAGUCCAUCACUGAGGUAAAUCAUAGCAGGAAUCUGGAGGCAGGAGCUGAUGCAAAGCCACGGAGGGUGCUGCUUACUGGCUUGCUCAGUCUGCUGUUUCAUAGUACCCAGACCCAUCAGCCUAGGGAUAGCCCCACCCACAAUGGGCCCAUCAAUCACUAAUUAAGGAAAUGAGCUAUAUAGGCUUGCCUAUAGUGUGAUUUUUAUGGAAGCAUUUUUUUUUAAUUGAGGUUUCAGAUGACUCUAGCUUGUGUUAAGAUGACAUAAAACUAGCCAGGAUAGUCAGUUUCUCAUGAACUAUAAUUUAAAAUGAUGAGACAUUUCAAUAAGGCUGAUACAUUUUUUAAAGGAUUUUUUAUUACAUUUUGUUUUUUUAACAUUUCAAAUGUUAUCCCCUUUCCUGGUUUCCCCUCUGAAAACCCCCACCCCUUUCCCCCUCUCCCUGCUCACCAACCCACCCAAUCCCGCUUCCUGGCCCUGGCAUUCCCCUACACUGGGGUAUAGAACCUUCACAGGACCAAAGGCCUCUCCUCCCAUUGAUAACCGACUAGACCAUCCUCUGCUACAUAUGCGGCUAGAGCCAUGAGUCCCAACCAUGUGUUUUCUUUGGUUGGUGGUUUAGUCCCAGAGAACUCUGGAGGGUACUGGUUAGUUCAUAUUGUUCUUCCUAUAGGGUUGCAGACCCCUUCCGCUCCUUGGGUACUUUCUCUAGCUCCUUCAUUGGGGACCCCGUGCUCCGUCCAAUGGAUGGUUGUGAGCAUCCACCUCUGUAUUUGUCAGGCACUGCAGAGCCUCUCAGGAGACAAGGCUGCUAUUUUUAAAAUGCAUGUAAGAUUUAAGUCUCACAACCAAAAAGUGACCUUUUUUUGGUGAGAGUGUCCUUGGGAAGGUUAAUACAGAGCAAGGUGCCUUUUGUGUUUCACUGACUCCCCACAAAACUUUAACUGCUAUAUUCCUUUUAUUGCAGAGGAAAGCUGGGAUUGGGCAACUCAGGGCUACCUGGAAUCACCAAGUGCGACCAUAAGACUUUACCCGCUGAACUCUACACAGGCGCUUCCAUUGAGAUUUUUUUAAAUUGCAUUUUGUUUUUUGUUUUCAAAACCAAUAGUCCCAGGAACUAUCUGAUGUUCAUAUGGCAGGCACGAAUUUGAAAGGGAUCCUACCUUGAGCUGAUGAAUGACAGAGCAGAUCGUAUUGACGGCAGUGAGAACUUCCUUGGUCACUUGGUUGAUUACUCCCUAGAAAAACUUGACCUUUGAUGGCAUCUAAGUGACUGCGCUGUCUUUUAAGAUCAACUUUCUGCAACUGGCAUAAUCUCCAAACUUGAGGCGAAAUUUACAAGCCAACCAUUGGCUCCCCCUCACCAACUUGCUAAGCAAGAGCUCCGCUGCUGCUCUGUAUGUAGUGCCUCGCCCACAGUCUGCCUCCAGGAACAGGCUCUCGUUUGUACAGUCCAGGCUGACCAGGUGCUUUUGGAAAAAAAAAAAUCCCACAAUUUUGGUGUGAGAAAGGACAUGAGGAGACUACAGGCCUGGGAUCUUCCCGAUCAGAAUGAAACCCAUGUUGAAAGACUUUUCAAAUCUCUUGCUGGUGGUGCUCUGUGACUAUGUCCUCGGAGAAGCCGAAUACCUCCUCCUCCAAGAGCCAGUCCAUGUGGCACUGAGCGACAGAACGGUGUCAGUGGGUUUCCACUACCUCAGUGACGUCAACGGGACACUGAGGAAUGUGUCUGUCAUGCUGUGGGAGGCCAACACCAAUCGGACUCUUACCACUAAGUACCUCCUGACCAACCAGGCCCAAGGAACACUCCAGUUUGAAUGUUUCUACUUCAAAGAGGCUGGUGACUACUGGUUUGUAAUGAUCCCGGAAGUGACAGACAAUGGCACGCAAGUUCCACUCUGGGAGAAAAGUGCCUUUCUGAAGGUAGAAUGGCCUGUCUUUCACAUUGAUUUAAAUAGGACAGCCAAGGCAGCAGAAGGCACCUUUCAAGUGGGUGUUUUUACCACCCAACCGCUCUGCCUGUUUCCCGUGGACAAGCCAGACAUGCUGGUGGAUGUUAUUUUCACUGACCGUCUUCCGGAGGCAAGAGCAAGUUUGGGACAGCCGCUGGAGAUCAGAGCCAGCAAAAGGACAAAACUCACUCAAGGUCAGUGGGUCGAGUUUGGCUGUGCACCGGUAGGGGUGGAAGCCUACGUUACAGUCAUGCUGAGGCUGUUGGGUCAAGACUCAGUCAUUGCUUCUACGGGACCUAUUGACCUGGCUCAAAAAUUCGGAUACAAAUUGAUGAUGGCACCGGAAGUCACGUGUGAGUCUGUGCUGGAGGUGAUGGUACUGCCACCUCCUUGUGUCUUCGUCCAAGGAGUCCUGGCUGUUUACAAAGAAGCCCCCAAACGCCCGGAGGAGAGGACUUUCCAGGUGGCUGAAAACAGACUGCCCCUGGGAGAGAGGAGAACGGUGUUCAACUGCACUUUAUUUGAUGUAGGGAAGAACAAAUACUGUUUUAACUUUGGAAUUGUGAAGAAAGGCCAUUUUUCUGCAAAGGAAUGCAUGCUAAUUCAGAGAAAUAUAGAAACUUGGGGACCAUGGCAGCCGUGGAGCCCGUGUAGCACCACGUGCGGGGAUGCUGUCCGAGAGCGUCGCCGCCUGUGUGUCACUUCUUUCCCCUCCAGACCCAGCUGCUCUGGAAUGUCCUCAGAGACCUCUCCAUGCUCCCUGGAGGAGUGUGCUGUUUUCCGGCCACCAGGCCCAUCGCCUGUUUCACCCCAGGACCCUGUGAAGUCCAACAACGUGGUGACCGUCACAGGGAUCUCCCUGUGCCUGUUCAUCAUCUUUGCCACGGUGCUCAUCACUCUCUGGAGGAGGUUUGGCCGAGCCCCCAAAUGCAGCACGCCCGUUCGCCACAACUCCAUCCAUUCCCCUGGCUUCCGGAAGAACUCCGAUGAAGAGAACAUCUGCGAGCUGAGUGAGCCUCGCGGAAGCUUCUCGGAUGCCGGUGACGGACCUAGGGGAAGCCCAGGGGACACGGGCAUCCCAUUGACUUACAGGUGCAGUGCAUCAGCGCCUCCUGAGGAUGAGGCCUCGGGCAGUGAGAGCUUCCAGUCCAACGCUCAGAAGAUCAUCCCGCCCUUGUUUAGCUACCGCCUUGCCCAGCAGCAGCUGAAGGAGAUGAAGAAGAAAGGGCUGACCGAGACCACCAAAGUGUACCACGUAUCUCAAAGCCCCCUGACAGACACUGUAGUGGAUGCCACGGCCAGCCCUCCCUUAGACCUGGAAUGCCCCGAAGAGGCUGCAGCAAGCAAGUUCCGAAUCAAAUCUCCAUUUCUGGACCAGCCUGGGGCAGGUACCGGGGAAAGGCCUCCCUCCAGGCUGGAUGGCAUCGUGCCUCCUCCUGGCUGUGCGGUCAGUCCCAGCCAGACCCUGAUCCGAAAGUCACAGAUAAGGUCGACCGGUGGCAGAGAUGGCUCAUCGGAGAGGUGCCACUCCAGAAGUUCCCUCUUCAGGAGGACUGCUAGUUUUCAUGAAACCAAGCAGUCUCGCCCUUUCCGGGAGAGGAGUUUGUCAGCCCUGACUCCCCGCCAGGUCCCCGCCUACAGUUCCAGGAUGCGGACCUGGGACCAGAUGGAGGAUAGAUGUCGGCCUCCCAGUCGAAGUACCCACCUGCUUCCAGAGAGACCAGAGCACUUCCAAGGGGCAGGUCGGACCAGCAGUCCUUUGGGUCCACUCUCCAAAUCCUACACUGUGGGGCAUCCCAGGAGGAAACCGGACCCAGGGGAUCGUCAGGCCGGAUUGGUGGCAGGAGCUGAGAAAAUGGAGCCUCACCGAGCUCACAGGGGACCGUCCCCCAGUCACAGGAGUGCCUCAAGGAAGCAGUCUUCCCCCAUUUUCCUCAAAGAUAGCUACCAGAAAGUCAGUCAGCUUAGCCCUUCUCACUUCAGAAAAGAUAAAUGCCAGAGCUUCCCCAUCCACCCCGAGUUCGCCUUCUAUGACAAUACCUCUUUCCGCCUCACCGAGGCUGAGCAGAGAAUGCUGGACCUCCCAGGAUACUUCGGCUCCAACGAAGAGGACGAAACCACAAGUACACUCAGUGUGGAGAAGUUAGUGAUCUAGGCUAGGAAGCAGCAGGGUUCACCCAGGGUCCUUCACCCCUCUGGCAAUAUCCCCUGCUCACAUACUUUCUGUGGGCUGCACUGUACAACCGUGGGAAUUAGUUCACCCAGAUUAUAUGUGUGCGCGCGCAUGUGGUUUUGAUUAAUCAGGAAGAAGUGGUUUAUGCUGAAUUUUCCUCUCUGUUAUCCCUUUUCUAUUGGCUUGUUACUACUAAUAAAAUUUAAAGAAGGCAAAUUUAUGAUGCAUUUUGAACACGACACUGGAUGUUUCCAACUUAGGACUCUGGGAUCUUUUCCCAAGAGGGAGGAGUCUCCAAAUGGCUGAUGUGUAUGCAAACCAUUAUGCGCAGAGCUUGCAUCUUGCUUCCUUGUAAAGUAGGAACCAAACACAGGAGCCUAAACAUGGGGUUGCUUCUUUUGAAGUGUGUUACCAAGGUACCAAGUGGCAUAAAGCCUUUCUGCCCAGUGGCCUAAAGACUAAUCAGCAUACACGUAAAUAGCUACAAGCUCAAGGCGACCUCCAACAACCACACCCAUCCUGCCUUUAGAUUGAUUUCCUUCUUUUAGAGUUUAUCAGGAUGUCGGGCAGCUGGGGAGGUUUCAGAUAGGGGGAAAUCACAAAUGUAAACACGGGAGUUUCAAAAGUUCAUAUUUGUUCAACUGUCACUUGUGACUUUUUGUUUUUAAAUUAAAAUGUGCUUCCUUUGGAACCGUUCUCAGUGAUGACUGCCUGCUCUUCAGGAACAGGACGGGUGGAUUGUCCAGAGCCCUCUGACAGCUGCUACUCGUGGAUGAAAGGAGAGCCAGGCUUGCUACUCUCCAGUUUCUUUAUUUAUCUCACCAGAAAGCUUUCUUCUUUAUCCAAGUUCACAGGCCUGUGGGCCAGCCUUUGACACAGAGGGCACAUGAUCGCUUGUUCCAGACUUCCCAGAGAUUUACCCAGCACCGUCAGUCUGAGACCAAAACAGCUUUGGGGAAGUGGGAAUUCAUGAGGAACACUAUGAGCUGAGAGCCUUCCUGUUAAGUGAUGCUCACUGUCUACCCAGGCCAGUGUUCUGGGGCUGUCACUAACAGUGACACCCCCCCCCCACCUCCGAGGGAGAAAAGAUGCUUUAUCACAGUUUUUAAUGCGUGAGUUAUAAUUUUCAGUAAACAGAUUUUCUGUAUCGUACCUCCAUGUCUCCAUGUUCUAGUCCCGGUAUCUGCUAUAGAAUGGAGGCUCAAUAAAGACAGUGAGUGGCCAGCUAGUACAAUGCCUUUAAACCAGUUGUGGUUGAAUUAGAAUGAUUUUUAAUAAUACUUUACAUUGUAGAUCAUUAUAAAGGAAAUGUGUUUAUGAGACAUUAUGAGAUUUCAGUUCAUACAGGUCUCACAAACAUGUUUUUUGUUUUGUUUUAUUUUGUUUUGUUUUGUUUUUUGGUGUCACCAAUUCGUGUGUUCCCAAUCAUCCUGCGAACAAUCAGUUAUGCUUGGCCAGCGUUUUGCUGGCUCCGUGUUUCAGAUUAUCUUAGUAUAUGUAACUUCAUGGAUCUGGGUAAGCUCGACACACUUAGAUGUUUAUUGUCUGUGUCCCCACCAGUUGUGACUCCCUGCAAUGUGUCUGUGUUCACCUUGCUGAAAAGAAGUGUUCUUUCUAAAUAUAGUUUUUAAUCUAAAAAUUUAAAAUUAGCGUGUAUUUCAGAACUUUACACAAGUACUAUAUUUACAUUGUUCCCACCCCUCUCUAAUUACUCCCUCUCAAAUUCACAACUGUGUAUGUGUGACUGUGUGUGUGUGUGUGUGAGAGAGAGAGAGACUGUAUGUAUGUGAUGUAUAUGUGGGUGUGACUGUGUGUGGGUGUGACUGUGUGUGUAUGUGACUGUGUGUGUGUGUGACUGUGUAUAUAUGAUUCUGUGUGUGUGACUGUGUAUAUGUCACUGUGUAUAUGUGACUGUGUGUGUAUGUGAAUGUGUGUAUGUGACUCUGUGUGUGAGACUGUGUGUAACUGCAUGUGUGUGUGACUGUGUGUAUGUGACUCUGUGGGGUGUGUGACUGUAUGUAUGUGACUGUCUAUGUGUGUGUGGCAGUGUGUAUGUGACUAUGUGUGUAUGUGACUGUGUGUGUGUGUGACUCUGUGUGUGUGACUCUGUAUGUGUGAAUGUGUGUAUGUGACUCUGUGUGUGUGUGAGAUUGUGUGUAUGUGACUGUGUAUGUUACUCUCUGUGUGACUGUGUAUAUGUGACUCUGUGUGUGUGGCUGUAUGUAUGUGACUAUAUGUGUGUGACUGUGUGUUUGUGACUGUAUGUGUAUGUAUGAAUGUGUAUAUGUGACUCUGUGUGUAUGACUGUGUGUAUAUGGCUGUAUGUGUGUGUGUGGCUGUAUAUGUGACUGUGUAUGUGACUGUAUGUGUAUGUAUGAAUGUGUAUAUGUGACUCUGUGUGUAUGACUGUGUGUAUAUGGCUGUAUGUGUGUGUGUGACUGUAUAUGUGACUGUGUGUAUGUGACUGUGUGUGUGACUGUGUGUAUGUGACUGUAUGUGUAUGUGUGAAUGUGUGUAUGUGACUGCAUGUGUGUGUGUGACUGUGUGUAUGUGACUGUGUGUGUGUGAGACUGUGUGUAUAUGACUCAGUGUGUGAGUGUGAGACUGCAUGUAUGUGACUGUGUGUAUGUGACUAUGUGUGUGUUUGUGUGUGUGUGUGUGUGUGUGUGUGCGACUGGCCACUUGAGAUUGAAUUGAAACCUACCCCCAGGAGAAAAGCCCUCCCCCCUCAGCUGCUAUCAGUUGCCUGGAGCUCUUUCUCUAGAGUUGGGACCUUGUGCAAUUCCCCCGUGUCCUCUUGGCAUGUUGUCUAGUGUUAUUGCAACACAGGCCUUUUUGGCCAACUGUAUUGUUGAGAUGUCAUGGUUUCGACUUCUUAUUGGAUUUUGGCACUCACCUCUCCUUACCCAGGACUCUCCCAGGCUGGCCCUUCCUUCCACCCAGCCACCACCCACAAGGUAGAAGAUUCUUAAGCAUGGGAUUUUCAGCUCUUUGACUGUGAUCCUUCUAGAAAUCUUUGAACUGGUAAUCCAACUGCAGACCCCUAACCAUCUUUUUGCUCUCCCGAAACAGUUCUAUAUAUGGUAUAGCACCGACACGCAGCUGCCCCCCAAAGCUGGAAACUUGGAAGAGUCACUUUGGACUUGGUUUUGCCAUGUCUGUGCGGCUAGUAACCAUCAGACUGUGCUGAUAUGCUCUCUGCUUUCUCUGAUCCAGGUGUACAGCAUAUCACCCUUUUUCUUUAUUAAAUGCUAUUUGAGAAUGUUG
Mus musculus (house mouse) is the source of this 10826-nucleotide messenger RNA. It is a transcript of the gene Thsd1, whose product is annotated as thrombospondin, type I, domain 1. NCBI's taxonomy places the organism in Eukaryota, Metazoa, Chordata, Mammalia, Rodentia, Muridae. Gene Ontology annotation, cellular component: focal adhesion; cytoplasm; endosome membrane. The record is from RefSeq and is a predicted model, not a curated record. The transcript is spliced from 5 exons. Bases 4986 to 7541 code for a protein of 851 amino acids.